Molecule: messenger RNA, 1566 nt
Organism: Cordyceps fumosorosea ARSEF 2679
Lineage: Eukaryota; Fungi; Ascomycota; Sordariomycetes; Hypocreales; Cordycipitaceae
Product: trichothecene C-8 hydroxylase
Exons: 5
Coding region: 1-1566 (521 amino acids)
Molecular function (GO): heme binding; iron ion binding; oxidoreductase activity, acting on paired donors, with incorporation or reduction of molecular oxygen
Source: RefSeq, a predicted model, not a curated record
AUGAUCGCCAGUCUCAGGAGCUACCUCGAGGCCCUGCCUCACGAGGCCGCCCUCAAGCCGCUGCCCAUCCUCCUCGCCUCCGUGCUCGCCGCCGUCAUCGCCGUGCUCGUCCGCCUCUCCACCGCCACCUCCCCCAAGAACCUGCACACGCUCAACCCCAAGGGCGCCUUUGAGAUCUCGGACCGCCGCGUCAAGGCCGAGUUUCAGCGCGACGCGACGCGGCUGCUGCGCGACUGGUUCAAGAAGAACCCGGACAGGCCGGUGGUGAUCAACGGCGACAUGGGCGCCAUGACGGUGCUGCCGCCGAGCAUGGCCAACGAGAUCCGCAACGACCCGCGGCUGGGCUUUACCGAGUUUACCAUGGAGAUGUUUCACAGCCACCUGCACGGCUUCGAGCCCUUUACCCUGGGCCAGAGCGAUCAUCUGAUCCAGUCGAUUGUCCGCAAGGACCUCACCAAGCAACUCGCCAAGGUCACCGCUCCCCUUGUCGAAGAAACCUCCCUCGCCCUCAGCGACAUCCUGACCGACAGCACCGAAUGGCACGAGGCCAACGUCCGGGAGGCCAUCCUGCAGCUCGUCGCACGCAUCUCCUCCCGCGUCUUCCUCGGCUCCGAGCUGUGCCGCGACCCCGACUGGCUCCGCGUCACCCAAGCCUACACCGUCACCGCCUUCGAAGCCGCCCGCCAACUCCGCUACUGGCCCUUCCUCCUCCGGCCCCUCGCCAACCGCUUCCUCCCCGUCUGCCUCACCGCCCAGGCCAUGCUCCGCGAAGCGCGCGCCGUCAUCGCGCCGGUGCUCGAGCGGCGGUACGCGGCGCGCGCCGCCGCGGGCAAGGAGUACGUCGAGUCCAACGACGCGAUGGACUGGUUCGCGACGGCGGAUCCGGAGCGCGCGUUUGACGCGGCCAAUUUCCAGCUGGCGCUGUCGUUUGCGGCGAUCCACACGACGACGGACUUGCUGUCGGAGACGCUGCUGCGGAUCGUGAAGAUGCCGGAGAUCAUCCAGGCGCUGCGGGAGGAGAUUGUGGAGGUGUACAGAGCGGACGGGUGGGAGAAGACGGCGCUGUACAAGAUGAAGCUGCUGGACAGCGUGAUUAAGGAGACGCAGCGGAUGAAGCCGAUAUCCGAGAUCACCAUGCUCCGCAAGGUCAAGGAGGGCUUCACCCUCUCCGACGGCACCCGCCUCCGCGCCGGGCAGAACCUCGGCGUCACCUCGACGCACUUCCGGUCCGCCGAGCUGCACACCUCGCCGGACGUCUGGGACCCGCGCCGGUGGACGCGCAUGCGCGACGACCCGGCGCGCCAGAACGCGGCGCACCUCGUCUCCACGACGCCCGAGCACAACGCCUUUGGCCACGGCCGCCACGCCUGCCCGGGCCGCUUCUUCGCCGCCAACGAGAUCAAGGUCGCGCUGCUAGGCAUCCUUCUGCGGUACGACGUGGAGUUGCCGGCGGAGGCGGGGGAGCCGCGCGUGUACGAGGAUGGCCUGACGCUGGUGUCGGAUCCGAUGGUCAAGUUGCGGUUUAGGAGGCGCGAGGCGGAGAUUGACCUCGACGCGGCGUGCUGA